AUGGGCAACUUCAUUGAGUCCAGAAUCCUGGAGCUUUCUGAUAAAACUGGAGUAGACGAAUUGACACUGAAACUGGCAAUCUGCCUUUUUUCAUCUUUCCCCUUCAACGCAGUUUUGAAACGUUUACCAGACCACAAAACCUCUCUGAAAUGCUGGUAUAUUGUGGCUGUCUCGGCAUUCUAUUUGUUUGGGGUCCUCAACAUUUUCACCGGAUUUCGUACCCUGUUUUUGAGUAGUAUGUUCACAUAUGUGAUCUCCAGGUUCUACAGCUCUAGAUUCAUGCCCUUCGUUAACUUCGUGGUUGUUAUGUCUCAUUUGGCCAUCAACCAUUUCAGCGUUCAAUUUUUCAGCAAUGCUGAUGAAUCCAAACUCGAUAUCACAGGAGCCCAGAUGGUCCUGGUCAUGAAGCUGACGGCAUUUGCAUGGUCGUACCACGAUGGUAACCAAGCAGAUCAAACCAAACUUUCAGAAUUUCAAAAAGCACGCGCUAUCAAAAACCACCCUAAUCUCUUGAGUUUUAUGGCGUACACUUUUUUUUAUCCUUCCUUAUUCACUGGACCAAGUUUUGAUUUUGCCGAUUUUGAGUCAUGGCUCAACUGCGAGGUUUUCCGUGAUCUGCCCGAUACGAAAAAACCCAGACGUCGGUGGACAACCUCAGAUCCUAACCUCCGCAGACAGAUCCCAAAAUGUGGACUCUUGGUACUAUGGCGUGUUGCGCAGGGCAUUUUCUGGAUCGUACUAUCAACAAUCCUGCCCAAUUACAUCUCAAAGGAGUUUAUGUUCACAAAAGCGUUUGGACAAAAGUCUUUCCUGUACAAAAUCCACUACCUCUACAUCCUCAGCUUCUUGUUCAGACUCAAAUACUAUGCCGCCUGGACCGUAUCGGAAGCUUCGUGCAUAUUGUGUGGGCUUGGCUACAAUGGUUAUGAUCCACUUACAAAGCAAAUAAAGUGGGACAGAGUGCGCAAUAUCGACAUUUGGAAGUUUGAGACCGCUAGCAAUACCCAUGAGGGCCUUGAGGCGUGGAACAUGAAUACUAACAAAUGGUUGAAACAUUACGUUUAUUUGAGAAUUGCAAGACCGGGAUCUAAACCAGGUUUUCGCAGUACACUAUUCACUUUCCUCACGUCCGCGUUUUGGCAUGGCACUAGACCCGGCUAUUACCUCAGCUUUGCAACCGGUGCGUUAUAUCAAUCCUGUGGCAAGAUAUUCAGACGCAAUUUGCGUCCUCUAUUCUUGAAUGCUGAGGGGAAGGCACUUCCGUCGAAGAUACUCUACGAUGUGGUCUGCUUUUAUGUCAUGAAACUUGCUUUUGGAUACUUGGUACAGCCGUUCGUGCUCUUGGAAUUACCUUCUUCUUUGAAAUGCUGGAGCUCUGUUUACUUUUACUUGCAUCUAGGCAUUCUGGUAACUUUCCUGAUAUUCAAGGGACCAUACGCUAAAUCUGUGAUAAAAUUCCUUCAGGCUCAUCAGGCCGCCACUGUUGCUAAAAAGGAGCAGAAAGAGAAACUUGAGGAGGCAGGGCCCCUAGGCGAGAUUGCCAAAGCCAAACGGCUAUAUGAAGAAACUGAAGCUAUUCGUGACAUGCAACUUGGAAUUCCAGAUGCAGAUUUUGACAAGUUCGAUUUUGAAGAGGCUAAACGCGACUUUUCAGAGUUCUUCGAAUCCUAUGAGAAAUGGAGAGCUGAGAAGGGCCUGGAAAUUGAAGAACACAACCUGCAACGAGCCUUUGAAAAUUUCAAAAGGGAAUUGUCGUCUGGUCAGGAAAGACGAGCGAGCUUCAGUGUGUACUCGCCUCGACCCAUUCGCAAAGAAGACUAA
Lachancea lanzarotensis is the source of this 1821-nucleotide messenger RNA. RefSeq names its product LALA0S10e05160g1_1 (gene ALE1). Gene Ontology annotation, cellular component: membrane; endoplasmic reticulum. The coding region runs from base 1 to 1821 and encodes 606 amino acids. Gene Ontology annotation, molecular function: 1-acylglycerophosphocholine O-acyltransferase activity; 1-acylglycerol-3-phosphate O-acyltransferase activity. The record is from RefSeq and is a predicted model, not a curated record. Lineage: Eukaryota; Fungi; Ascomycota; Saccharomycetes; Saccharomycetales; Saccharomycetaceae. Gene Ontology annotation, biological process: lipid modification; glycerophospholipid biosynthetic process. The transcript has a single exon.